CUCAUGACGAUGUCUAUUGGCCACCCAUUUUAAGAGACAAAGGUCGGAAAGAAGGGCUUAUAAAUUAAAUUUAUCGCGACACAUCCAAUUCAUCGUCGCACGAGACCCAAGAGACCAGGCACUGCUAAAGGAAUAAAUCAAGAAAAAUCAGAGGAGAAUCAUGAAGAAGGUGUCUACAUUGUACUGCGUCAUUGCUAAGACUAGGGCACAUCGCUGGCAACCAGCCAUCUUCUCCUCCUACAACGAAACUCUGUUUUUGUCUUUCUCUUCUUUUUGCCAUGAAUGAGUCAAACCCCAAAGUGUUUAGCUGUCCAGCUCCACUCCCCCAUCACCAGAACUCCCUCCUUUUUCUGGCCUCAAGGCAAUUUAAAGGUUGCACCUCAGUCCAAGAAAGUGGCAAGAACCCCUAACCCUUGCAGUGGUAUGUUUUUGGGUUCAUUCUCUUUCUGGGAACUGAGCAGUGCUCACUGAACAUCUUAGUCAAGCUGGACCAUCUACCUGCUUCUGAUUCCAUGUCUUCACUAGAGGAUGAGCUAAACUCCGACAGCAUGGCACAAAAAGAGAAGCUUCAAUGUCUGAAGGACUUCCAUAAGGACACUCUGAAGCCGUCCCCGGGGAAAAGUCCCGGCACCCGACCUGAAGAUGAGGCUGAGGGCAAACAUCCUCAGCGGGAGAAGUGGGCCAGCAAGCUUGACUUUCUUCUGUCUGUGGCUGGAGGCUUUGUUGGUUUAGGAAAUGUCUGGCGUUUCCCAUACCUCUGCUAUAAGAAUGGUGGUGGUGCAUUUCUCAUACCGUACUUCAUUUUCCUGUUUGGUGGAGGCCUGCCUGUGUUUUUCUUGGAGGUGGCUCUUGGCCAGUUCACCUCUCAGGGAGGAAUCACUUGUUGGGAAAAGAUUUGCCCCAUCUUUACUGGUAUCGGCUACGCUUCCAUUGUGAUCGUUUCCCUACUGAACGUCUACUACAUUGUGAUUUUGGCUUGGGGCUUGUACUACCUGUUCCAGUCCUUCCAUCCUGACAUUCCCUGGGCCAGUUGCAAUAAUAAAUGGAACACAGACAACUGUAUAGAGGACACACUUCGCAAGAACAUGAGCCUUGCCAAUGCUACCAACUUCACGUCACCAGUCACCGAGUUUUGGGAGCGCAAUGUCCUCAGUAUUUCGGAUGGUAUUGAGAACAUAGGCCCUGUUAAAUGGGACCUGGCUCUGUGUCUCCUUGCUAUGUGGGUCAUCUGUUUUUUCUGCAUAUGGAAGGGUGUCAAGUCCACAGGAAAGGUUGUGUACAUCACAGCAACCUUUCCAUUUGUCAUGCUGGCUAUUCUUCUGAUCAGGGGUGUCACACUUCCCGGGGCAGCCGAGGGCAUCAAAUUCUAUCUGUAUCCAAAUGUCACUCGUCUGCAGGAUCCUGAGGUUUGGAUUGAUGCAGGGACACAGAUUUUCUUUUCCUAUGCCAUUUGUCUGGGAGCAAUGACAUCACUGGGGAGCUACAACAAGUACAAAUACAACUGCUACAGGGACUGUUUGCUGCUGGGAGGCCUGAACAGCGCUACAAGUUUUGUGUCUGGCUUCGCAAUAUUUUCCAUCCUGGGCUUCAUGGCACAAGAGCAAGGGGUGGACAUUGCUGAUGUGGCAGAGUCAGGUCCUGGCUUGGCCUUUAUUGCUUACCCUAAAGCUGUGACAAUGAUGCCACUGCCUACAUUUUGGGCCAUUCUCUUCUUCAUCAUGCUUCUGCUACUAGGUCUCGACAGUCAGUUUGUUGAAGUGGAAGGACAGAUCACCUCAUUGGUGGAUUUGUAUCCAUCCUUCCUACGGAAGGGUUACCGUCGAGAAAUCUUCAUAGCUAUAAUAUGCUUUGUAAGCUACCUGCUGGGACUUGCCAUGGUCACUAAGGGUGGCAUGUAUGUGUUUCAGCUCUUUGACUACUAUGCAGCCAGUGGUGUGUGCCUUUUGUGGGUUGCAUUCUUUGAAUGCAUUGCAGUAGCCUGGAUUUAUGGUGCUGAUAAUUUCUAUGAUGCAAUUGAGGACAUGAUCGGAUACAGACCAAAUCCUUGGAUGAAGUGGUGCUGGACUGCAAUCACACCUUUUCUUUGUGUGGGAUGUUUCAUUUUCUCUUUGGUCAAAUACAAGCCUCUGACGUACAACAAAGUCUAUGAGUAUCCAGACUGGGCCAUUGGUUUGGGCUGGACCCUCGCCCUUUCCUCCAUGAUUUGCAUACCUAUGGUGUUUGUGAUCAAGAUCAUUCAGUCUGAGGGCCCUCUAAUUGAGAGGAUUAAAGCAGUGGCAGCUCCAGUGCGAAGCAGUACAAAUUCAUGUCCUCAGGAGUACCGACCGAAGGGCUCAGAACAGGCACAUCCCCUUGACCCUAACGGGAACAACGGCUUGAUCAAGCCCAGCCACACUAUUGUAGAAACCAUGAUGUGAGCGCUCUCUGUGAGAGAAUCCAAUCACCUGCUUUCCAUGUAUAUAUAUAAAAAAAAAAAAUGUUGACAUAGUCGUAGGACCAGGUUUACAUAUCUACAUAUCUGCACUAGAAUUUCUUUCCCUUUUCUUUCUCUUUUUUUUUAAACAGAGGAAAUUACUCUUGUUUUUGACAGUGUCUGCUUUUAAUAUUUUAUCAUAACAUUGUUACUAUUAUUAUAAUCUUAUUACUAUUAUUACUGUUGCUGUAAAUAGAGAAUAUAUUGAUUUACAUACACAAACACCAGUAUCUCAAAAUAGUCAAAAAAAAUCUUUUUUUUUCUUCUUUUUUUCCUUUUCUGUAAAUAAUUAAGUUUAAAAGAUUUAUUGUUGGAGUGGACAAACAGACCAAUUAAGUGCUGCAAAUAUAUAUAGUGUUUAAAAAGUAACAUUAGUGUAGCUAGACAAAAAAAAGUGUCUUGGUGGACAUUUUUUGGUAAGAUAUAUUUAUUUAUUUGCGUAAAAUUGCAAAUAAUUGGAGUUUUAAAACAGAGACACUACUCUAUUGUCUGGUGUUAGUUUACCACACUGAAUCUACCACUGCACAUGCGGGAGGAGUUAAGACAUCUAACUUACUGUGAGCAUCUUUGAAAAGCACAAAUGGUCACACUAAUUCUUAACAUACUGAUCUAGUACAAUAAUCUUUACUUUAUAACAUCCAUCCUGUCCACCAGUUAUUCUCAUGGGUCUGUAUUCAGUGUUGAAAUCCAAAUGAUACGUCAAUAUUUACAAGAUGAAAUGUAAGCAUAUUUGGAGAUCCUCAUUUAUGUUAUGCAAUUUACUUACAUGGUUGCCAGAUUGUUCCUAAGCAGGAGCGUCUACAACAGGGUUUUUAUUUAGUGUUUAGGCCAAUGACUUUAAACAGAACAUCUUUAAUCCUAAAGAAUUAAAUAUGUUAAAUGUUAAGUGUAACAAAAACACAAAGAGACCAUUUAAAAAUUCAAACCAAAAAAGAUUAACCAAACCAAAAAGACGCAUAUAAAAUAGCACUUGAUCCAGCACCUCGAUCCAACACAUUGUGCAAACUGUGCACACCAUUUAAUAGACCGGGUGUUUGAUUAACAAAAUCAAUAUUGAAUCUGUUCUUGUUAAUUCGAUAUGCUGUCCUGUUAAAAUUUAAAACAAACAAACAAACAAAACAAAAACGGACAAACAAACAAAAAGGUUUUAAAGAUAAGCUGACUCAGUACUCAUCUGCUAUGUUUAUAAUUAAUAGGAAAAUCAAAAUUUAAAAUGCCACAUUUUAAAAUAUGACCGUCAAUAAUGGCUUGUAUUUAUGGAUCAAAACACAAAUUUCAUUGUAACAUGAAUCUGUCUGACAGUGACACUGCUGCCCACUCAAACCAAAAUUGUACUUAAGCCUACGGUUAAGAAAAAUUUGUAAGCAAGCCGGAACUUUCGUAGGCAACUUUCACACCUGAAAAAUAUUUAAUCUCACCUUGUCUAUGUUCUGGACACCCGGCUGCAUUAUUUUGGCAUUAUUAAUCCUCAUUAAGUGUGCAUUACUCAACUCUGAAUACAGCCCAGCUUCCUUUUUUUUGCAUAGUUCCUGCAUUGGUGUAAUUAGAUGCCCAAACAAAUUCAGUUCUACCCACAUUUCAACAGUCACUAAAUAUCCCACAGACAAUUAUUUAAAUACAUACUGAGACUGGCAUGUUAAAACAUGAAAUUUUUCUUGCCCAAGCUUUUGUGUCAUACCAAUUCAAAGGUAGUAUUUUAUGGUCAGAUCUAAGCUGUUUGUACAUUUCAUCCUUUUAUUUUUCACUGCCUUUUGUAUUCUUAAUAUUAAGAUUGUACUUGGCUUCUGUCAGCAAUUAUUAUUUUUUUAUAGGACAAAAUUUUAUAUAGAGCUUUUAAUCAGUGCAAUUGGUGGAAUUUGUAACGUGCAAUACUUCAUAGGAUGAUAUGCAUUAUAUCUGUCUUUUAAAAAGAUGGUACUUGCAGUGAAAUUUCUUUAUGAAAAAAUAACAGGAAACAUCAGGCACAUUAGGGGCCAACUGAUCAUUGCAAGGUAACACCAAACUAAAAAAAAAAUGUAGUUACUGUGAUACUUUACAUAAUUUAGUAUUUUAAAAAGAAAUUCUAUGACUUUUCUAUUAUUUUAUCUGUAAAAUAACACACAUCAAUCUUCUCUUAUCUUAUUAUAUGAUUUUUCAUAGCCUGAUUUUAACUGAUAUAUGACUUAGUUAAACAUUGUAGCCAAACAACUUUAUUUGGUUGUUAGUCAUGAAGGCAGAAGUGUUUUUUGACCUUCCCUGAAGGAACAGUUUAAGCGCUGCUUUUUUGAAAAAUGGCUUAAUUGAAAAUCAAAUAAUAAGAUCUAGUGCAAGAAAUUUUCCAACUCAGUCGCAGUCCAGAGAUUAAUGGAAUAUUCCUGUUUAGUUUAUUUUUUUUGUCCUAAUCUUUUGUUCCACUUUUCACUUUACUGAGAAAAGAAGUGAGAGUAGUUCUUAGAUAUUCCGUUUUCAUCAGUAUAGGGAAUAGUGGAAGCUGUUGUUGCUGAUUUCCCUCAAGCUAUGGGUGCCGUAUCACGGUUUAAAAAAUCUGGAAUAUUCCGUUUAUUCUCAUGAUCUGAUCCUAAUGCAGAAAGAGAGAGAGAGAGAGAGAACGAUUUCUCAAAACUUUUUACACCUAUAUGGUUUGGCAAAGUGUCGGUGUAAUCCAUGAGAACAUUUGAAAAGUUCUUUAUUUUUUAAUUUUUGAUGAUAACUUGGAAGCAAAACUGUAUUUAAAAGAUUUUGGAGUACCUAAAACAUUUUUUAUUUCUUAAUAAACAUUUAUUUUUGAAACAAAAAAAUGAAAAAGACUCCUGCUUUUGCUGAACAUUUUGCUGAGGUGAACUUCAAUCAUUCAGAUUGUUGGAAUGUAACUCAGUCCUACCUUUGUGUUCAUAAAGGCAUUGGAGUGACACAAUACCACACAGUGUCUCUUUAACGUGACCCAACAACACUUGUUAAAAUAUGGCUUGUGAGGACACAACCAGAAGUGCCAUAUUAGGUCAUGGAAAAUUUGUCCAGGAUAAAACUGAACAUUUUGUAAAUGUACAUCUUCAUUGUGUUUAUAACAGUGUUACUGUUUCAAGGGUCACUCAGAGUUGCGUUGAGACAAAAGGCCUGAUCCUUUUUUCCCCAGCUUCUGCUGUAGUAGUGAUCUGAUUUGAAACAGAUUGAUAGCACCCAAGGGAUAAGAAAUCGGGAGAGUUUGCAAAAAUGCACAAAACUUCCCAAGCUUAACUUGUAGAAGAUGAAUCGUUUCUUUCUCAGGGUACAUGUGAUUAAUGAGUCAGAUUCCCAAUGGAGAUGGAAAUCUGCUUUGUUUAUUAUCAGGCCAUGGAAAUUAUAACCAUCCCAUUGUGGUUUUGGCAUAAAUAAUUUAAAAUCUUGUGCUAAAAAUAAGUGUGUGUUUUUAUCCAUAGUACCGAUUUGUUCAAAUUUGUUUUAAGGCACAUUGGGGUAAAUUGUGACCCCUUCUGGACUAAAAUAUUAGUCUUAUCUAUUCUGUUUUUUGGAUCGUUACCCAUACAUGUGAGGCAAAAUAGAAUCCAGACUUAUAGUUGAGUGUAUAAAGUUUUAGCAACCCACUCAAAGGCUUGGGCAUUCCUCAACACACUAUUUUCUGUUGUCUAGCAGGACACGUCCACUGCCUAUAUGACAUUUUUUGGAAAUCAAUAGACAAUUUCAUUUUUGUGGCCGAUCAGGCAACCUUGAAUCUAGACAACAGUAAAGAUGUCCUGGGUAUUGAAUAGAAAGUUUAGUUUAGCAAACCAGUUUCAGCAUCUGUGUAGAAACAUCAGAAUUACCCAGCCCUUUAUUCUUACACCAUAAAACUGUUGCAUUCUCAAUUCUGAUUGGUCACAAGGUGUUAGUUAAUUUACAGCAACUCUGACAAUAGUGCAGUUGUAAGGUUUAUAUUAAUGCGUUCUUUCUAUUAGACCUACAUUAUCAUUUCUCUAAUAAAAACCACUACAGGUUUACUGUACCUACUGGUGGAUUUAAAUCACUUUGGAUAUAUUGAGGUUUUGUGUUUAACCGUUUUGGAAGGCGUCCUCGGUGUCACAAAGAAUCUAGGGAAUUUUAUAACUGUUGUAAUAUAAGUGAUUACAGGAACUAGUCAAUUUUAUGGACUUUUCACAAUAUUACAAGUAACUCUAAAUGGAUAAAUGUUCUUUAAAUAACAACAAUUAAAAAAAAUAAUAAUAACUGGAAAAUUGUUGUGGUUUGAGGACUAAUAAAAACACUUCAGAAUGUGCUUGUAUAUGAAAGUAAUCCACUUUCUGUAGUACAGUAACUGUCCUAGGAUCAAUCUGUCUCUGAUUAUUUUAUUUAAAAAAAAAGCAUUUUAUUCCUUACUCUGUAAAUGUUUUACAGAUACACAACCACCAUUUUCAUUCCCCAAUAAAGCACUGUGGUAGUGGGAUCUCAGCAGCAUAUCGUACAUAGCUGAUUCUCAGACGCUAUAAUCUUCUGUUUCUCAAAAUAAACCUCACUGUCUUGCAUCGAACAAUCCAAAUACCAAUUGUUGUUAGCUUCACUGUUUACCAUUGACUUCAGUGAUAUUUGGAGGAUUGGCUUUACUAAUGUUUUUUCAUUUUAUUUAUCGUAACACGGAUCAUCAUACUGUAUCUAUUUUUUUCUCGAAGAAUUGCAAUACACAUUUUAGGAUUACUUUUACAGAUAUAUACAAAGUUAUACUAUAUAAUAAAAUAUAAUCCGGACAAAAAUAUAGUUUUGGUUUGCAGUGAUCAAAGUCUCUUUCUUUCUUUUUUUGAUCUUACAUCUUUAAAUUUCAUACUUGUAUAAUAGGUAAAAAGAAUGGACAGAUAUGAAAUUCUAUAUUAUUAAUAGAAAAUCACCUGUUAUCACAAAUCCAUUAACUAUGCAUAAUAAAUUUGACUGUAUUUGUAAUUUUUCAGACACAGAUUUUUAAAGAUACCAUUGGAAAGAUUAUUUCUUGAUAUUAUGUAGAAAUGUUUAACUCUCUGCCUUUGAAUGAGGUACAUCCAGAUUAGUUCAUACACUGUAUUUAUAUACAAUCUAUUGAUUUAAUCUUAUUCACUGUCAUUUUUACUUUGUUAUUGCACCAAUGAACAAUAUUUUUCUUAGGCAUUUAAGUUGUUUUCUUUUUUUUUGUUUUUGUUUAAUAAUCCAUAAAAAUGAAACUAUAUAUUGCUAAUAAAGUUUGAUAAACAACAAUAUAAUAACAGUAUGUUGAUGAGCUGUAAUCACAAUAAAAAUAAAACAAAUAUGAAAUCA
Messenger RNA from Tachysurus vachellii, 7705 nucleotides. It is a transcript of the gene slc6a6b, whose product is annotated as solute carrier family 6 member 6b. Lineage: Eukaryota; Metazoa; Chordata; Actinopteri; Siluriformes; Bagridae. Bases 513 to 2417 code for a protein of 634 amino acids. Gene Ontology annotation, biological process: taurine transmembrane transport; sodium ion transmembrane transport; neurotransmitter transport. Gene Ontology annotation, molecular function: taurine:sodium symporter activity. The record is from RefSeq and is a predicted model, not a curated record. Gene Ontology annotation, cellular component: plasma membrane. The transcript is spliced from 15 exons.